Abrus precatorius (Indian licorice) is the source of this 1420-nucleotide messenger RNA. RefSeq names its product secretory carrier-associated membrane protein 4. NCBI's taxonomy places the organism in Eukaryota, Viridiplantae, Streptophyta, Magnoliopsida, Fabales, Fabaceae. The record is from RefSeq and is a predicted model, not a curated record. Gene Ontology annotation, cellular component: recycling endosome membrane; trans-Golgi network membrane. The transcript has 12 exons. Gene Ontology annotation, biological process: protein transport. Bases 173 to 982 code for a protein of 269 amino acids.
AUCCAUAUCCCGCGUUGCAAACAAGCGAAGGAAGCCACAUAGAAAAGGCAGAUAAGUGCGGUCACUUACCGCACGCACUAGCACUGUCUCACUCUCUCACGCACCCUAAUCUUUCAGGUUCGGUGUUUUUGGCACUUCUUUCGCACAUUUUCUGCGGAUCUAAGUUCUCACCAUGAAUCGCCACCACGAUCCCAAUCCAUUCGACGAAGAAGAAGUCAAUCCCUUCUCGAAUGGCACUGCAGCUCCUGCAUCAAAAUCACGCAUUCCACCAUUAGCCUCUGAGCCACUGGGCUUUGGUCAAAGACAUGAUGCUACAGUUGAUAUUCCUUUGGAUACUACAAAUGACUCUAAGAAAAAAGGUCAAGAGCUAGCAGUUUGGGAAGCAGAUUUAAAAAGGAGAGAGAAGGAAAUAAAAAGAAGAGAAGAGGCUGUUGCUCAAGCUGGUGUGCCUGUUGAUGAUAAGAAUUGGCCUCCAUUUUUCCCAAUCAUUCACCAUGAUAUUGCAAAUGAAAUACCAGUUCAUGCUCAGAGGCUGCAAUAUUUGGCAUUUGCAAGUUGGUUAGGAAUUGUUCUCUGCCUAGUUUUUAAUGUAGUUGCUGUGAUUGUCUGUUGGGUCAGAGGCGGCGGUGUUAAAAUUUUUUUCCUUGCGGUUAUUUAUGCUCUACUUGGUGUUCCCCUUUCAUAUGUUCUUUGGUACAGACCCCUGUAUCGUGCUAUGAGGACGGAUAGUGCACUGAAGUUUGGUUGGUUUUUCAUGUUCUAUUUGCUUCAUAUUGCGUUUUGCAUCUUUGCUGCGAUUGCUCCUCCAAUUGUUUUCCACGGGAAAUCAUUGACGGGCAUCCUUGCAGCAAUUGAUGUCUUCUCAGAUCACGUAUUGGUUGGGAUAUUCUAUUUGGUUGGAUUUGGCUUGUUUUGCUUGGAGGCUCUUCUAAGCUUAUGGGUGCUUCAGAAAAUAUACAUGUAUUUCCGGGGGCAUAAGUGAGACUGUUCUCAGGAUUUUGAUCCAACGGCUUUUACAAUGUCAGUCACUUCCCGGUGGCUUAGUAUAUUCUUUCUUUUGUCUAUCUUAUUUUUCCCAUAAAUAUCUUGUGUGAUAUUGAUCGUGUUCUUUGUAGUAAUUGUACCAGGGUUUAGUGUGUACUGUGUAAUGAAUCCUGUGAAAUUUAGUAUCUACUAGUGUAUUUCCAGUGAAGUGCUAGUGUAGUGGUAUUGCAGUUGUGAUAUGUCCCUCAAAAAAACUAAUGGCCCGCCAAAAUUUAUUGUUGAUUCCGAUAAAAAUGGUUAAUGUAGGAAUUAGGAACUAUCCUAAUCUUUCAAUUGAGUUACCGCUUCCGAAGUGAAACUAUGGGUAACGGAGGAAAUGAUGUACUGGAGCAUCCAAAGUUGAGCUGAGUUUAAAUCUUUUUAUUGAUUUCAAAGU